Eublepharis macularius is the source of this 996-nucleotide messenger RNA. Its product is annotated as olfactory receptor 52K1-like. The record is from RefSeq and is a predicted model, not a curated record. Bases 1 to 996 code for a protein of 331 amino acids. Lineage: Eukaryota; Metazoa; Chordata; Lepidosauria; Squamata; Eublepharidae. The transcript has a single exon. Gene Ontology annotation, cellular component: membrane. Gene Ontology annotation, biological process: G protein-coupled receptor signaling pathway. Gene Ontology annotation, molecular function: G protein-coupled receptor activity; olfactory receptor activity.
AUGGCUGGAGGAAGCCAGAAUGGAACCGCCAACGUCUCCUACACAGAAUUCCUCCUGCUCGCCUUCCCCGGACUCCAGCAAUCCAGAUACCUGCUGGCCAUCCCUUUCUUCUGCCUUUACGUUUUCAUUGUCAUAGUUAACUCCAUACUGAUCUAUACCAUUAAGACCGAGAGCAGCCUCCACUCCCCCAUGUAUGUGCUGAUUGCUCUGCUCUUCGGAGUCAACGUCUGCGGCACCACCGUUAUCCUCCCCGAGAUGCUUCUCAGCUUCAUUUUCGGAGCCAUCCGUGUUUCCCUGACGACCUGCCUCGUCCAGAUGUUCUUCCUCUACUUUGUACUCAUGGUAGACUGCAACGUUCUCCUCAUGAUGGCCCUGGACAGAUAUGUAGCCAUUUGCCACCCCUUGCGCUACAUGGACAUCAUGUCGAAGAAGCUCCUGGCGAUACUGACCUUCGCGGCUCUUGCCCGGAGCUUGGCUUUCGUCAGCCCCGUGGUGAUCCUGGCUUCUCAGGUGCGGUUCUGCCGGUCCAACAUCAUUGGGCAUUUUGUCUGCGAGCACAUGGCCCUCAUGAGGUUGUCUUGCAGUGACAUCUCCAGGAACAAGAUCGUAGGCCUGGUGGCAAGGGCCAUCACCACCAUCUUUGACCUCGGCUUUCUCCUGACUUCGUACAGCCGUAUCAUUCACGUGGCACUGCAGAUGACGUCUGGCCACAUCCGGCACAAGGCCUUCCACACCUGUGGAACUCACCUCAUUGUGAUCCUCACGGUCUAUUCUUGCAGCCUUAUCUCCUCCAUUGUGUUUCGCUUAGCCAGGUCUGCGACUCAGGACGUCCACAAUCUAAUCAGUGCAGUAUACCUGUUGCUUCCUUGGGCAGUCAACCCCAUCAUUUAUGGCAUGAGAACCAAAGAGAUCAGGGACAACCUCCUGAAGCUGUUCAAGAGCAAAUGGUCUUCUCUGAGACCAAUAAUAGGAGGAGGGGUGCAGAGAAUCAAGUGA